Paraphaeosphaeria sporulosa is the source of this 2514-nucleotide messenger RNA. RefSeq names its product general amino-acid permease-like protein GAP1. Lineage: Eukaryota; Fungi; Ascomycota; Dothideomycetes; Pleosporales; Didymosphaeriaceae. Gene Ontology annotation, cellular component: membrane. Gene Ontology annotation, biological process: amino acid transmembrane transport. The coding region runs from base 456 to 2243 and encodes 595 amino acids. Gene Ontology annotation, molecular function: amino acid transmembrane transporter activity. The record is from RefSeq and is a predicted model, not a curated record. The transcript has 3 exons.
CCACCACAGCGCCAUUCCCCACGACGUUAUCGCUGCCCGGCCAGCGGCGAACAACAAAGGCCCGUAAAAGCCCCGCCAUGCCCUCGCGCGCAUGCCCCGAGUAUCUGCUGCGUCGGUCCUAGUCGCUGUACAUGCUUCCACUGUCCGCCGCCGCGCAUAACGGCCCAGACUCUCGCACCCGUCCCUGCUAAUAAGACUAAUCUGGAUAUGCUGCGUCGCCUGCACAACCCUGCUCCGCGCACGCACUUGCAGUAAGCUCGCCCGAAGCCCUGACCGCUGCCCUAUCUCACGCCUGCUACCCCGGCCGCACGCGCCCACACUCCAUAAGCAGAGCCCGCCCCCAACCGCCCGAGCGACACACGACACCCACACGCCCCAACGUCCUCACUGCGGCGCCACAACAGGUUGCAGCACCGGCUGCAGCGAUCCCCUCUGCCGCCCAGUGCCAAACCACCAUGCCGUUCCACGACGACGACGACUACCGCACCGAGAAGAGCUUCGGAAGUGGCAGGAAAUCCCAGAGCUCCUACUAUGGCGAGUCGUCGGUCCAGCGGGAUGGCCUCGGCCGCCGCGUGCUCGACAGCUUCAAGCGCGACCCCAAUGUGACCAUGACGCCCAAGGGCAGCGUGGGCACCGACGGCAAGGUCUUCGACGUCGAGAGCGCCGCCGCCAACACGGCCAGCUCACCGCUCGCGAGGAGGCUCAAGGGUCGCCAUCUGCAGAUGAUUGCCAUCGGCGGCAGCAUCGGAACCGGGCUCUUCGUGGGCUCUGGCCAGGUGCUCGCCGCUGCCGGCCCAGCAUCUCUUGUCAUUUCCUACUGUCUGGUUGGUAUCAUGAUGUACUGCACCGUGCAUGCGCUGGGUGAAAUGGCGGUCCUCUUCCCCGUGGCCGGUUCUUUCUCGGCCUACUCGACGCGCUUCAUCGACCCUGCGUGGGGUUUCGCAAUGGGUUGGAACUAUGCCCUGCAGUGGCUGGUCGUCCUGCCGCUGGAGAUUGUCGCUGCAACCUACACCAUCAGCUUCUGGAACCACGGAGCCGUCAACAACAACGCCUGGGUCGCCAUAUUUCUAACCCUGAUCGUGGGUAUCAACCUGUUCGGCGUCAAGGGCUACGGAGAGGCCGAGUUCGUAUUCGCCAUCGUCAAAGUCGCCGCAGUCGUGGGCUUCAUUAUCCUCGGCAUCAUCAUCAACAUCGGCGGAGGACCCAACGGAGCGUACAUCGGCUUCAAGUACUGGCGCGACCCGGGAGCGUUCCACAACGGCUUCAAGGGCUUCUGCGGCACCUUUGUCAACGCCGCCUUUGCCUUCUCCGGGACCGAGCUCGUCGGCUUGGCCGCAGCGGAGACCGCCAACCCCCGCAAGUCGCUUCCUACUGCUGUCAAGCAGGUCUUCUGGCGCAUCACCCUGUUCUAUGUCGUCUCGCUUCUGAUUGUCGGCCUGCUUGUUCCCUGGAAUACCCCGCAGCUCCUCCAGAAGGAGAACGAGCACGACGCCGACACCGUCACCUCCCCCUUCGUCAUUGCCAUCAACAACGCUGGCAUCGAUGUCCUCCCGUCCGUCUUCAACGCCGUCAUCAUGAUCGCCGUGCUUUCGGUCGGCAAUUCGGCCAUCUAUGGUUCUAGCCGCACGCUCGCAGCUCUUGCAGAGCAGUCGCAGGCGCCCAAAGUCCUUGCCUAUAUCGAUCGCCAAGGCCGCCCCCUGGUCGCCAUCGCCGUGUCUUCCAGUCUGGGCUUCCUCGCCUUCCUUGCCGGCGUCGACCGGGAUAAGCAGCAAGCCACCUUCAACUGGCUGCUUGCGCUGUCGGCGCUGUCGGCGGUUUUCACGUGGGCAUCCAUCUGCCUUGCGCACAUCCGGUUCCGCAAGGGCUGGGCGCUGCAAGGCCACACGCUCGAUGAGCUUGCGUUCCGGUCACAGCCCGGCGUGAUUGGCUCGUGGAUUGGCUUCGCGUUCAACAUCAUUGUGCUCAUCGCACAGUUCUUCGUAGCAGUCGUGCCGCUAGGCUUUGCGACGCAAACGACCAACCAGCGGCUCGAGGGAUUCUUCCAAAUCUACCUCGCGCUCCCCGUCACGCUGGCCUUCUACAUCCCGUACAAGCUGUACUACCGGACGAGCGUGGUCCGGAGCUACAACAUGGAUCUGCACACGGGGAUCCGCGAGCUCAACCUGGAGGCGCUGAUCGAGGAAGAGCGCGAGGAGCGGAAGGCGUGGCCAAAGUGGAAGAAGGUAUACAAGUUCUUUUGUUGAGGGCGCCGCUCUGUUGACAGCAAAAUGUACAUUCUUCUCUGCGAUGCAUGUUUCCCGGCAGUCCGGCGUUUGCAUUUGGGUUCAUAGUAGUGAUACCUGGCGGCAUUGUCUUGUUGAGGCAUUGCGCAGCCCCGCGCUCCAUUUCGACUGCACGUACAAGACGGCGGUAAUUUUCUAGUGUCCAUACUUGGGCGGACGGAGGGUGGUCCCACGUCCCGGUAAUGCCAUCAAAAGUGGCCACGCGGCCUUGUAGAUUUCAAUGGAAACGUCU